Messenger RNA from Panicum virgatum (switchgrass), 1251 nucleotides. RefSeq lists its product as uncharacterized. The record is from RefSeq and is a predicted model, not a curated record. NCBI's taxonomy places the organism in Eukaryota, Viridiplantae, Streptophyta, Magnoliopsida, Poales, Poaceae. The transcript has 3 exons. Bases 330 to 905 code for a protein of 191 amino acids.
GACCCCGCUCGCCCACCCGCAGCCGCAGUUAGCUCGCUUCCCACACUUGACACUCCCCCACCCACCCCACUGCCUUCUCCUCCAGUGUUCCUCUCACCACCCGGCGACCCCCAACCCCACCACAGCCGCCACCACCGCCGCCGCACCCCAGCGGCCCGGCCAAAACAACAAGGUGAAAUCGCACGCGGCCACGCCCACGGGUCACUGACUCACGCGCCGCGCGCCGGGACACACGUUCGGCGGGGCAGGCCACGAGACGGGAGCGCGGCGAUCUCCCCCGACCCGCGCAUUACCCGAGCGCGCUCGCGUCCGCGGCUGAGGAGGGCCCGAUGGUGGGCGGCGGGGGGCGCCGCGCGGCGACGGCGGCGGCUCUCGGGCGGUGGUGCCUGGUCAUCCUGGCCGUGGCCUCCGCGCUCGGGGUCUCCGGCCCCGCCUUCUACUGGCGCUACAAGAAGGGGUUCUCCGCCUCGCCCUCCUCCUUUGCGGCGGCGUCGUCGGCCCCCGCGUGCCCGCCUUGCAGCUGCGACUGCCCGGCGCCCCUCUCCCUCAAGUCCAUCGCCCCAGGGCUUGCCAACUUCUCAACAACAGAUUGUGGAAAAAAUGACCCUGAGCUUGCUAAAGAAAUGGAGAAACAAUUUGUAGAUCUCCUCAAUGAGGAACUCAAGCUCCAGCAGGUUGUAGCCGAGGAGCACAGCCAUCACAUGAAUGCCACUCUUGUUGAAGCGAAAAGACAGGCUACUCAAUACCAGCGAGAGGCAGAGAAGUGUAAUGCAGCCACAGAUACCUGCGAGGAAGCUCGGGAGCAGUCUGAGGCAGCAAUUUCAAAGGAGAAAAAACUCACGGCGCUGUGGGAACAACGAGCUCGGCAACUAGGUUGGCAAGAGUCUCGAGCCUCAAGCAUGUGAUAGCUUGACUAGUUCUGCAUCGGUUUCUCUUCUUCAGGUAAAAUUAUUUCUGGUAGUUGCAAGUGUCACAUCUUGCAGCCAAACCGAGCGCAGUUAAUUGUACGGAUCCACUUGUAAUUCUGUCUACGUAAUCUCAGUUGCCAGUUUUUGAGUCCCAACAAUGUAGUUCCAGCUUCCCUACAAAUGUAACUAGUAUACACCUGUCUAGAUAUUUUGAAGUUUCUGAUAGUGCUGUUGGAGACAUUGAAUUCAGUGUUUGUGGUUGUGGAGACCUAACUGUUGUAGACAUUCAAUUCAAAUGUCGAUACGGAAAUGUACACAUUUGAAGGCUGAGCUGUAGAAUCAA